This is a messenger RNA of Cryptomeria japonica (Japanese cedar), 1356 nucleotides long. RefSeq lists its product as uncharacterized. The transcript is spliced from 4 exons. Lineage: Eukaryota; Viridiplantae; Streptophyta; Pinopsida; Cupressales; Cupressaceae. The coding region runs from base 326 to 874 and encodes 182 amino acids. The record is from RefSeq and is a predicted model, not a curated record.
AAAAAAGCAAUUGAAAAUUUACAAUUAUAAAAUCUGGGAAAACCUAAUUUGAAACCUUUGAAACAGACAGACGAAUUUGACAUCAUGCCUCUGACAUUCCCGGCCGUUUUGGUCUUUAUACUGUGCAGUAUGUUAAAUUCUUCACAUUGCAGGUGAGUAAUUUUCAGCGUACACUUUACACAAUUCAUAGGGAAUUGACUGAAGAUUCGGGCAAUUACAUUAUUAAUUGGAUUUCAGUAGAAAUAAAAACAGGAGACAUAUUUCUUCAAACUUAAACAGAUCGCACCUUUUCAUAUUUGAUGGGGCACAACUCUUAAUUGACAAAAUGGGUGAUCCAUUUUCAGUUCAGAUUAGUGCUGGUCUCGUUCAGAGGCUUGUUGGUGAGGAGGAUCGGAGACUCAGAAGAAAAACUAAACCAAAGGUCCCAAGAUCAGAUCCAAAGAAGAAUGACAGUCCUUUGGUUGAGGCAAAACAUCCCAAAGAGACUGAUAUUCCACAGGUUGAGGCAAAAGCUUCCAGAGAGACAGAAGGAUGGCAACCCAUAUUGCCUCUGCUUCCUGGAGCAGUCUUUCCACCUCUCGACACGGAGUUGAACCCAAUUCGGAAAGUUCUUCAUGAGAGUGAGAGAGUUAUGGAAAAAUUACAGAAAGAAGAGGCCAGAAUGGCAGAAGAAGUUAAGCGUAAAGCAAAAGAACUUCACGAGAAAGAGUACAGAAUGCCAGAACAGAAAUCUGUGCCUUGCUCAGUUUUGAAAGAUGAAUGUGUACAGUGUUACAAGUCUCACCCCGGUGAUCCACUUCAGUGUGCUGAAGCCGUAAAAGCUUUUGCAGAAUGUGCGAGGCAAGUUCAUCUGCGGUUUGCUGCUUCUGGAUGACGUUGGAAAUAAUGUACUGGAACAAUGUUUAACAUUCCUUUUGAAAACCGAUUCAAAAAUUUCUGUGAAAUGCAUGGUUGAUUGAUGAACCUUUUUUCUCAGCAUCAGCAUGUAUGUUGAUUGAUUGGGACAAACAUGAAUUGAGUUAUGAACUAAGAAAAUAACUGAUCUUUUAAGUGGCAGUUGAGUGAAUCUAUGCUUCCUUUGGGGCAAAAUGAAUUGAAAUACCAUCUGGGAUAUUAUGUAUUUUUGCCUUGAGUUGGAGUGGACGUUGCUAGCCUUUUAAUCUUCCUCGUCAAUUCAAGGAUUUGUUUCUGUGCUUUUGUCUGGUUUUAAUGGAUUUUUCAUAUUAUUUUCAUGCAAAUAGUAGAAACUCAAUACAACUGCCUUUCAGCUGAAGCUGCUUGUAAUACAGUUAAUCUGAAUGUGAAUUCACAGUCAGAAAACUUCCAGUAAUAAAUAUAAAUUCACUUCCGUGUUAA